Messenger RNA from Nicotiana tabacum (common tobacco), 1073 nucleotides. Its product is annotated as serine/threonine-protein phosphatase PP1 isozyme 9-like. The record is from RefSeq and is a predicted model, not a curated record. Lineage: Eukaryota; Viridiplantae; Streptophyta; Magnoliopsida; Solanales; Solanaceae. Gene Ontology annotation, molecular function: protein serine/threonine phosphatase activity. Gene Ontology annotation, cellular component: cytoplasm; nucleus.
CGCCAGAUUUUCCUCUCUCAGCCUAAUCUCCUCCAGCUUCGUGCCCCCAUUAGGAUCUGCGGUGACAUACAUGGCCAAUUCCAAGACUUAUUAAGACUUUUUGAAUAUGGUGGCUAUCCUCCUUCAGCAAACUACCUUUUUCUGGGGGAUUAUGUUGAUCGAGGCAAGAAGAGCUUAGAAACAAUAUGUUUGCUACUGGCGUACAAAAUUAGGUACCCCGACAAGAUCUUCCUUCUUAGAGGGAACCAUGAAGAUGCAAAAAUCAACAGGGUCUAUGGAUUUUAUGAUGAAUGUAAAAGGAGAUUCAAUGUUAGGCUAUGGAAGAUAUUCACAGACUGCUUUAAUUGUUUACCUGUUGCUGCACUUAUAGACGAAAAGAUCCUUUGCAUGCAUGGUGGGAUUUCUCCAGAGCUAAAAAGUUUGGACCAAAUAAACGAAAUUCAGCGGCCAGCUGAGAUUCCAGACGGUGGCUUGCUGUGUGAUCUGCUGUGGGCUGAUCCUGACCCUAGAAUUAAGGGUUGGUCAGAGAGUGAUCGAGGUGUUUCUUGUACUUUUGGACCUGAUGUAGUUGCCGAGUUUUUGGCUAAGAAUGAGUUAGACCUCAUCUGCCGGGGUCAUCAGGUGGUGGAGGAUGGAUAUGAAUUCUUUGCCAAGCGAAGACUUGUGACUCUGUUUUCUGCUCCCAACUAUGGUGGGGAGUUCGAUAAUGCAGGUGCCUUAUUAAGCGUUGAUGAGCAACUUGUAUGUUCUUUUGAAAUAUUGAAACCGAUAUUAUCUAGCGGUUCAAAGUUGCCCCUAAAGAAGCCACCAAAGGUUGGAGGGAUGUGAUACAGUAGAAAGUGUACAUGGAGAUUUAUCCAUAAUAUAGCGAAGAAUGAUAAGCACUACACUUUAUAUUUUGUUAUUAACACUAGCCAUCCUUUCCCAAUACCUUUUUGGCUUUGGAACUGUGGAUGGGCCAUGAGUAUAUUACUACCAAAGGGGAAAAAAAUCUGUAAAUCGGCAACAUAACUUAUAUUCAGAAGAUCUAAGAUGUUUCAGUUUUUAUAGACACAUUUUGUUUCCUUUCUGUA